AAAAGAUGCCACUAAGACAGGACAGACUCAAACUGGCUUGUUAGUUGGGCAGAACAUUUGUGCUUUCUGAAUUAUGGGGCAUCUUCCUAGUGAAGCCUGCCUGACUCUGAUGUAAAUGGAUUGGGGUGGUCAAUACGGACAAACAAACCGAGCAAAAGUGUGGCUGCAAAUUAAGAGCAGAGUUGUCUCUUCGCUUGGAGGGCGCCUAAUUUGUCAGAAAAAAGAAGGAAAAGAAUACAAUGAAAGAAAAAAGACAAAGAAGAAAAGUUUGAAAUCAUCAAUCUCCCUAUCAUUUUGUCUCCACCUGUUGUUUUUAUCUUCUGAGGUAUGCAAAAGACCGAAUUUUCUUAUGCUAUGAACAUGUAAGUGGUAACUUCUGCCAUGCCCUUGUGGGAUGGAAAUCAAGGGGAUUCAGGAAGGAUCGUGAUGAGCACUAACUUUCUGCAGGCUACAGUACAGAUUAUGUUAAUGGCCAUAUUCAUAGCUGUGAUUCUUCUAUUUCUAGGUGUUGGAAUGCUGGUGGUUAUACAUGUAUGUAUAGUAGGAAGAGCCUUCAGGAGAGGAUUCCGGAACCCUGGAAGAUUUGACAGGAGCAACAGCAGGAACAGAUGCAUCUCCCAGGAUGAUUUACAGAAGCUUCCCUGCUAUGAUUACAUAGCAAAAGACGGAGGAAGUAGUCCAGCGGAUUGUGCUGUCUGCUUGGAAAACUUCAAGAUGGGUGAAAAGUGCAGGCUACUGCCUCUAUGCGGGCAUAGUUUCCAUGCAGACUGUGCAGAUUCAUGGCUUCUGAGGAACCCCAUUUGCCCAAUUUGUAGAGCCAGUGCUGAUUCAGGCGAGGCUGGGUUGGUUUUAUAUGAGGAAAGUAGUCAGUCCAGUGAAUAUGUUGGUCAGAUGAGAGGAAGCCAGAGUAGGGAAGGUAGAGACAACCAAACAAAUGAUGUUAGAAUUGAAGUUAGAGACAACCAAAUGAGGGAAGGUAGUAAUGUUACUGAUAGUGGUGAUGAAUCUAGAGAAAACCAAACAAAUCUAGUUGGGACUCAUUUGAUUCUCUGUCCUUUCAUGUCAAAAGGUCACAUUAUACCCAUUCUGCACCUAGCUUGCCUCCUACUCCGUCGUGGCCUAGCCGUCACAGUCUUUACCACGCCAGGAAACCGUCCCUUCAUUGCUAAGUCUCUUGCUGACACUUCUGCCUCUAUCAUUGACAUCAAUUACCCUGAAAACAUCCCUGAAAUUCCAGCUGGCGUUGAAAGCACAGAUGCACUACCUUCCAUUUCACUCUUUGUUCCAUUCUGUGCAGCCACAAAGCUCAUGCAACAUGAGUUUGAAAGGAAGCUCCAGCGUCUGCUUCCUGUGAAUUUCGUUGUAUCAGAUGGGUUCCUUUAGUGGACUCUAGAGGCUGCAACAAAGUUUGGUGUGCCAAGGUUGAUGUUCUAUGGCAUGAGCCAGUAUGCUUCAACCGUGUCUAAAGCUGUCGCUGUAGACAGGCUUUUGUUUGGGCCUGAGUCAGAUGAUGAGUUGAUCACAGUCACACAGUUUCCAUGGAUUAGGAUUACUAGAAAUGACUUUGAACCAAUAUUCUCAAAACCUGAUCCAUAUAGUCCUCCAAUGCGGUUAUUCAUGGAUCAAGUGGUAGCAACAGUAAACAGUAAAGGAAAGCUUGUUAAUAGCUUCUAUGAGCUGGAAAAUUUUUUUUUUGGUAGUUGGAACCGUGAGGAAAGGCUCAAGGCAUGGAGUGUUGGACCCUUGUGUCUGGCUGAACUGCCCAAGGCAGAUAUCUCAUCAGAACAACUCAAACGAAUAGCAACUGGGCUGGAAGAAUCAAAGGUGAACUUCUUGUGGGUUAUAAGGAAGAAAGAAUCAGAAUUCGGAGAAGGGUUUGAAGCAAGGGUUAAAGAGACAGGUAUUGUGGUGAGAGAAUGGGUUGAUCAGAGAGAGAUAUUGAUGCACCAAAGCGUACAAGGUUUUUUGAGUCACUGUGGAUGGAAUUCAGUGUUGGAAAGCAUAUGUGCAGAGGUACCAAUUCUUGCAUGGCCAAUGAUGGCUGAGCAGCCAUUGAAUGCAAGAAUGGUAGUAGAGGAAAUAAAGGUGGGGUUAAGAGUGGAGACUUGUGACGGGACAGUGAAAGGUUUGGUGAAAUGGGAAGGAGUAAUGAAGAUGGUAAGGGCGUUGAUGGAAGGAGAGAUGGGGAAAGAGGUGAGGAUUAAGGUGAAAGAACUUGCUGAGUUGGCCAAGAUGGCCAUGGAGGAGAAUACUGGAUCAUCUUGGCGGACGUUAGACAUGCUCAUUAAUGAGUUCUGCAACAAUAAGUAAGAUAUCUCUAAGUAAUUUGUUUCCCAUCUCGAUGCCUUGCAAGGCUUGGAAAGAGUCCCACAUGACAGUACUUGAGAGCCCUAUUCCUAGCAAACUUUCUUUCAAACUUUCUUUUUGUGUUUCAGCGUUUUCAUGGAAGUUUUCCAUGGGCAUUAAUGCAUUUCUUUUUGAUAU
Theobroma umbraticum is the source of this 2484-nucleotide messenger RNA. Lineage: Eukaryota; Viridiplantae; Streptophyta; Magnoliopsida; Malvales; Malvaceae. The record is from RefSeq and is a predicted model, not a curated record.